AUGUUGGCGUUUUUUCGCUUUCUCUCUCCUUUUUCUUUCUCUGGUUUUCUGAUUGGAUACAUCAUACACAGAAGACACACUGUUGUCACAAUACUGUCAUGUUCUGUGAUUAUUUCUCAAGUAAUGAAGAAAGUGCAACAACAACAACAACAACAACGGCGACGACGAGAUGAUGACGGCAAGGACGACGUCGAAGAUGAUGUAGAUGGUGAUGACGACGACGAAUGCGAAGACAACAAGAAGCUGAUGACAAAGACGAAAUCGAAGAUGAUGUCGACGGCGACGACGAGAAGGUGA
This is a messenger RNA of Angiostrongylus costaricensis, 297 nucleotides long. NCBI's taxonomy places the organism in Eukaryota, Metazoa, Nematoda, Chromadorea, Rhabditida, Metastrongylidae. The record is from the annotation of a GenBank genome assembly.